Suillus paluster is the source of this 1336-nucleotide messenger RNA. RefSeq lists its product as uncharacterized. The record is from RefSeq and is a predicted model, not a curated record. The coding region runs from base 287 to 1228 and encodes 313 amino acids. The transcript has 4 exons. NCBI's taxonomy places the organism in Eukaryota, Fungi, Basidiomycota, Agaricomycetes, Boletales, Suillaceae.
CGUGCAACAUGAACGAAAGCGUCGAUUUCUACCCUCGUUGCAUGUCUUCUUAUCCUUAUCCAGCAAGUCCUUGCGCUUCGGUUUAAGGAUAGCUACCAAUGACAAUAAGUCAGUGGGUGGGUAUGAGUUACCCGGCCAUCCGCACCUCACGAGGUUCCGGUUGUGAUCAUCAGAAUGAAAAAAAACAAAUAUUCUUUUCCGUGCAGUGCGCUCCUUUGGUUGACCACCACCAGCACCAUCCUCUCAACCCAAUAACUGUUCAUUGUUAUCAGGGCUGUUAAAUGCAAUGCUUUCAAUUGAUUUGGCAGCACUAAUUGGCUUUGGUUGUGAAGCUGUCUUGUAUGGCUGUUAUUGUGUUCUUUUCGUCAUAUCAUGGGUAGUCUUGGGUCGAAAACGACCUUCACUAAACAUUAGUAACCCUGUUGUUUUUGCCAACUGUUUGCUCUUCUUGUGCUGCACUGCACAUUUUGCCCUCCAAUUCAAUCAUUUUUAUACAACUCUCGAGUCAACAGGAGUCAUUGGGUUUUCCACGGAGACUCCUGGUCUUACGGGCGCAGAUUUCCUUAUCUCGUUCACGGAUCUCGUCGGUGACCUGGUUCUCGUCUACCGCUGCUGGAUGCUUUGGGGUAAGAACUACUAUGUAGUCAUACUUCCCCUUCUUUCUGCCUUCGGUGGCUUCGCUUGUAUAAUGGAGGUACUCCACCUCGUCAUUACCACCAACCCCACCUCGCCCGCCCCUCCGGCUAGCAUAGUACCCCUGGGACUUGCAGGAUAUAUCAUGCCCCUUGCCACCAAUGUCAUCGUCACCACUCUCAUAGUUUACCGCAUCUGGUUCUCCUCCCGUAUCGUGAGGGAAUCCCCAGUGCACAUCGGCCAAAGCGCCUCCCGUCACGCGAUGAUGCUCAUCAUCGAGAGUGGUGCGCUCUAUCUCGUAACACAAUUCGUGUUCGUCGUACUCUUCGCGAUCAGCCACCCUGCAGAAGGCAUCAUGGCGGUGAUUGCCACCCAAGUAUACGUGAGUAGGACCCAAAUCUGGACCUUGUCUAAUUUCCGCUCGCUGAUUCCUCACAGGGCAUCGCACCUACCCUCAUUAUUAUUCGGGUUGGUUUGGGAAUUUCAUCAGAGCAUACCACCAAGGCAAUCACGUCCACUCGUAUCGAAUGGAUCGCGCGCCGUGGGAAUGACACAGGCACUUCGGGUACUCAGUUCACUGUUGAUCGUAGCAUGACCGAGACCGAUAUGGAUGUUCGGAUGAAAGACUUCGAUCUCACCCACAUGAAGGGACACGACGAAAUCGAGAUUGCGGAGGUUGAGUUGGCGCCUGUGAGCACUUACG